AUGCUCUCUCGUGCGACCGCCGCACGCCGACUCCUGCGUUCCGCGCACCGCGCUCUCCCUCCGCUUUCAGAUCUUCCAGCCAUGGCGGCUCUUCAGAUGAACGCCGCGUCGCUCUCGAGCGCGCCGCGCGCGCUGCUGGCGAAGGAUGCCUCGUCUAAGGCUGCGUCGACCGCAUCUGCACCGUCCAUCUCGUGGCGCUCCUUCUCCUCCGGCAACCCCGCUCUUCUUGCCCGCCUCUCCCGUUCGGCCGCUCAUGCCACGUCAGCAUCGCAGCGUGCCGGCCAGAAGCCUGCCACGUGGAGCCCUGUCCGAUGCAACGCCACAACGACAGAGGCCCCCGCUUCUGAGACCUUCACGUACCAGGCCGAGGUGAAUCGGCUCAUGGAUCUCAUCGUGCACUCUCUCUACAGCCACCGCGAGGUCUUCCUUCGCGAGCUCGUCAGCAAUGCGAGCGAUGCGUUGGACAAGCUUCGGUUCCUGUCAGUGACGGAUCCCUCGCUCAUGGCGGCGGACGCGGAGCUCGCCAUCCGCAUCAAGGCGGACCCCGCUGCCGGCACCAUCACCAUCACAGAUACGGGCAUCGGCAUGACCAAGGAGGAGCUGAUGGACUCGCUGGGGACCAUCGCGCAGAGUGGCACCGCCAAGUUCGUGCAGGCCAUCAAGGAGAAGCAGGAGAAGGAGGGCGAGGUGGACAGCAACCUGAUCGGGCAGUUCGGCGUGGGAUUCUACUCCGCCUUCCUGGUGGCGGAUCGAGUCACAGUGUGCACCAAGAGCGCCAAGGGCGGCAAGCAGUGGGUGUGGGAGGCGGAGGCGGAUCAGAGCACGUACACCAUUCGCGAGGACGAUGGAGAGCAGCUUGCGCGUGGCACGUCCAUUCAGCUGCACCUUAAGGACGACCAGAAGGCGGAGUACUCAGAUCCCGCGCGCCUGGCGAGUCUGGUGAAGAACUACUCGCAGUUCAUCGGCUUCCCCAUCUACAUGUGGCAGGAGCAGACGCGCUCCAAGGAGGAGGAGUACGAGGAGGCGGCCAAGGAGGAGGGAGAGCCUCCAGUGAAGAAGACUCGCACGGUUCAGGAGAAGUACUUUGACUGGGUGCUGGAGAACGACACCAAGCCCAUCUGGGUGCGCGCCCCCAAGGAGGUGGAGCAGGCGGAGUACAACGAGUUCUUCAAAAAUACGUUCAAGGAAUUUCUGGAUCCGCUGGCCCACACGCACUUCUCAACGGAGGGCGAGAUCGAGUUCAAGUCGCUGCUCUACGUGCCCGGCAUGGCGCCCUUUGACGCCAACGACAUGUUCUCCGGGAAGACCAGGAACAUCCGGCUUUAUGUGAAGCGCGUCUUCAUCUCCGACCAGUUUGAUGGCGAGCUGCUCCCGCGCUACAUGGCCUUCAUCAAGGGAGUGGUCGAUUCGAAUGAUCUCCCUCUCAACGUCUCCCGCGAGAUCCUGCAAGAAUCUCGAAUCGUGCGCAUCAUGCGCAAGCGCCUCGUGCGCAAGGUGUUUGACAUGCUGGAUGACAUCGCCGCUCGGAAAGAUUCGGAUGGCAAGCCGAGCAGCGACUACACCACCUUCUGGCAGAGCUUCGGGCGGAACGUCAAGCUCGGGUGCAUCGAGGAUUCCGGAAACCACAAGCGCCUCGCUCCACUCCUGCGCUUCUUCUCUUCAGCCUCCGAGGAUGAACUGAUUUCGCUCGAGGAUUAUACGGGCAGGAUGAAGGACGGGCAGAAGGAGAUUUACUACAUUGCCGCGGACACGGUUCGGAGCGCGAAGUCCGCGCCGUUUUUGGAGAAGCUGAACCAGAAGGGGCUAGAAGUGCUCUUCCUGGUGGAGCCCAUCGACGAGGUUGCGGUUACCACGUUACAGAGUUACAAGGAUCUUAAGUUCGUGGAUAUUUCCAAGGAGGAUCUGGACUUGGGGGAUGAGGACGAGGCGAGCAAGCGGGAGCAGGAGAAGGAGUUUCAGGGCGUGUGUGAUUGGAUGAAGGGGGUUCUGGGAGACAAGGUGGCCAAGGUGCAGGUGUCUCAGCGCAUUGCUUCUUCCCCCUGUGUGCUGGUGGCUGGGAAAUUCGGCUGGUCGGCUAAUAUGGAACGCAUCAUGAAGGCACAGACGAUGGGCGACCCCCAGCAGGCGGAGUUCAUGAGGGGCAGGAGGAUUCUGGAGAUAAACGCUGACCAUCCGAUCAUCAAGGACCUCAAGGUGCAGAGCAGUGUGGCACCGGAUAGUCCCAAGGCGAGGCAGCUGGUGGAUCUGCUAUAUGAGACUGCGCACAUUGCCUCGGGAUUCCCGCCGGAGAACCCUGCUGAGUUUGGCUCGCGCGUGUACGAGAUGAUGGCUCUUGCCACCCCUCAAGCUGCUGCUGCCGGCCCUGCUUCACCAUCCUCUAUCCGUCAGCUUCCAGCGAGCGCAGCGACUAUCAUCGUCGCAAGCCCAAGCAUCAUGACUCUCUCACAAGUCGGCGUGCGUCCCCCAGUCGCAACCGCCACGCUACACUCACCGUCCGCCAAAACCGCCGUACGCGCCACGUCAGCCAAAUCCACGUCAUCAGCAAACGUGUGCGCAGUCAGCGCGUCGGCAAUCCCUAAGCCGCUGGAAUGGCUCGAGGUCUCUGGCAGCCCGUUCGAGCGCGGCUGUGCGAUCGGCGUGCGAUUCGGCGACAAGAUCCGCGACCGCGUCGCCAAGGCUCCGUUCCUGCACGACGACAUGAUUCCGUUCGCACGGACGGGCGAAGGAGCUUGGCUGCUGGAAAUGUUUUCCGAGUCCAAUAAGGCGCUAUACCCGGAGUACUGGGAGGAGCUCCGAGGCAUGGCGGCCGGCAGCUGCGUUCCCUUUGACGAGCUGCUGCUUCUGAACCUUCGCAAGGAGUUUGGCCCAUUUUUGCCAUCUCUCAACGCACCUGCCACGUCAGCACUGCUGCCUGAGCUGGCCUCGCCCGUUGUGGCGGGAUCUGGUGGUGGGGGCGCUGCCACGUUGGACAGGGCGCUGCAGUAUGGCAUGACGUCUGACGACUGCUCUGACGUGUUACUGUUGACGGAUGACGUGGCAGCUGUGGGGCACAACGAGGAUGCGGAUUACUCGAUUGUCGAUAACACCUUCCUGGUGCACGUGCAUGCUGACAGCGGUGUUGCCUUCACUGCAUACACCUACGCGGGCGAGCUCCCCUCUGUGGCCUUUGGCUUCAAUAACGCCAGAAUGGGCUUUUCAAUGGAUGCAGUGCCCCCAGCGCCGUCAGAAGUGGUGAAGGGAGGGAUAGGGCGCAACUUCGUUGCUCGCAGCCUUAUGGAAUCACGGUCCAUAGAGGAUGCUGUGCAGCGCGUGACUGGCCCAGCGGUGGCAGUGGGGCAUCACUACGUGCUGAUGGACUUUGCCCACCGACGAAUCGCGUCCGUUGAAACCGCAUCCCACGGCCGGCAUAGCAUCCUGGAGCUGGGCCCAAACCCCAAGCUGGGAAGCCAGGCUGACCCUAAGGGUGUUUCUGCUGGUACUGAAGAUGCUGCUUUCAAUGGUGGUGCUGCUGCUAACGGUGAUGCUGCUACAACAGCUGAAGGAACGGAAUACAUCUUCCAUGCCAAUGCGUACACGAGGCUGAAGCUGCAGGAAAAGAUGGGCCCCAGCGCGCACCGAAGAGAGGCCACUGCCCAGCGCCUGGGCGCUCCAAGAACAACCCAUGACAUGCUUAAAAUCCUAUCCAACUCGGACGACAAUGAGUAUCCCAUCUUCAAUGACGGCAAUCCCUUUGAGAUCGGAGGCCCAGUCAUCCACACGCUGCACAGCACGCUCUUCAACCUGGAUGCUGGGAAACUCAGCAUCUUCGGAGGGCGUUCCACAGAUGGCAACGUGCUGCAUGGGUUUGUUGUCUGA
Messenger RNA from Closterium sp. Yama58-4, 3855 nucleotides. NCBI's taxonomy places the organism in Eukaryota, Viridiplantae, Streptophyta, Zygnematophyceae, Desmidiales, Closteriaceae. The record is from the annotation of a GenBank genome assembly.